CAGUGUAGUGAGGGGAAAACAGUAGGACAAAAAGAAUCCUCAUCUUUAACAAGAACUGACGAGACUACAGGCAGUGUGCGUGUCCUUGAUAGAUGAUUAACUCAACGCAACUAAUCUUUAUAGACAUCUUUUGCUGGUCUUUGGCUUUUCUCACUGAUCAGAGGAAGUGUACAUGGACAAGAACCUCUUUUGAACUUCUGGAUAAAAAUGUGCAGUGAAUUUCUUAUGUUUUAAGUUUGUUUUUACAUAACAUUUGUAUAUUUUACAUUUGUAUAUUUUACCCUUUUCUAUCCUGUAUUGUUAAGCAUGGUUGGCACUGGUGGCCCAGUAGCUACGUUCUCAGUGUGGGAUUAUGUGGUUUUUGCUGCGACUAUUUUGGGGGCAGCUGGCAUUGGCCUUUUCCAGGCGAUCCGAGGUCGAAAGGAGACAACCAGUGAUGAAUUCUUGUUGGGUGGACGACAAAUGACUGCCGUGCCAGUUGCCAUGUCUCUGACUGCCAGCUUUAUGUCUGGCAUCACAGUCAUCGGCACACCUGCUGAGGCUUACCGCUUUGGAGCUGCCUUUUGGCUCUUUGGUUUUUCAUAUUCCAUCAUGUCCACUAUCACUGCAGAGAUCUUUGUGCCUCUGUUUUACCGACUGGGGAUCACCAGUGCCUAUGAGUACUUGGGGCUGCGCUUUAGUCGACCCAUUCGGAUUAUUGGGACAUCAAUGUACAUUGUACAAACGGCAUUGUACACCGGUCUGGUCAUCUAUGCUCCAGCACUCGCUCUAAAUCAAAUCACAGGACUGGAUCUAUGGGGAGUGCUUGUGGCCACAGGAGCAGUGUGCAUCAUUUACUGCACUUUGGGGGGUCUGAAAGCAGUCAUUUGGACUGAUGUGCUGCAGAUGGUAGUGAUGUUGGUUGGCUUUGUGGCUGUCAUAGCACGAGGAGCAGUGCUACGGGGCGGCCUCACACAGGUUUUUGAAGAUGCAAGAGAAGGAGGACGUCUGAAAACAUUUGACUUUAACCCAGACCCUCGAAUGCGGCACUCAUUCUGGAGUAUUCUCAUUGGAGGCAGCAUAAUGUGGGUCUCAAUAUACUCUAUAAACCAGUCCCAGGUGCAACGCUACAUCUCCUGUAAAACGCUGGGACAUGCAAAGAUGUCUUUGUAUGUGAACAUGGUGGGGCUGUGGUUGACUGUGAGCCUGGCAAUGUUGACUGGUCUAACCAUGUACUCAAUUUACAAGAUGUGUGACCCGUUUACAAAUGGUGAUGUCUCUACUUAUGACCAGCUCCUUCCAUAUCUGGUUAUGGAUAUCCUGGCUUCGUAUCCUGGAGUCCCUGGCCUGUUUGUGGCAGCUGCAUACAGUGGGACUCUUAGCACAGUGUCCUCCAGCAUUAAUGCUCUGGUCGCUGUAACAAUGGAAGACUUCAUCAUUCCCCUGUGGACAAACCGCACACAGAAACAAGUAACCUGGCUCAACAUGGGACUGAGUGUUUUCUUUGGAGGAGUGUGUAUUGGAAUGGCUGGAGUUGCUUCAUUACUGGGAAGCGUUUUGCAGGCUGCUCUGUCCAUUUUUGGCAUGAUCAGUGGUCCUCUCCUCGGGCUGUAUGUGUUAGGCAUGUUUUUCCGCACACCAAAUUCAAUAGGAAGUCUCUCUGGGAUGAUUAUUGGACUGGUUUUGACUUUAUGGGUAGGAAUUGGAUCACAGAUUUACCCUCCUACAGCUGAUAAAACUCUCCCUCUCCCACUCAGCACUGUGGGCUGCAACAGUACAAUCAGCCAGAACUACACCACUCAGACACCUUGGACCAGUACAGUGCCCAUGACCACACUGCCCUCUGUGAGACCACCCCUGGCAGACUCCUGGUACUCCUUGUCCUACCUAUACUUUGCUGUUGUCGGUGUCCUGGUCACAGUAGUGUCUGGAUUACUGAUUAGCAUAGCCACAGGAGGCUGCAAACAAGAAAAACUCCAUCCGGAUCUAUUUGUGAAGACGAGUGAUCUGUUUUGCUUCAGAAGCUGUAACACAUCAGAGGCACCACAUACAGAAGAAAAGAAUGGAAUUGACAACAAGGUUUUCACUGAAUUACCUCCUGAAAUUAUAAGCAAAGAAAUGACCACUAAGCUAUAAAUACAAAAAGCGUUGGAUUAAUUAUUGUGAAAUUAGAUGUAGAUAUUCUUUUAUAUUGUGCAAUUUACUGUCAGUGAUUUUAUACAGUAUAUAUUAAGCUUUUCUACUAAAUUGUAAUAAUCAAAAUCUGGAAACACUUGUGCAUUGUUACUACAGAACAAAAUCAUAUCAUACUUUUUAGUGGUCAUUUAUUUAUAGCUUUCACAAAGUUGCUGUUAUAUAUAUAUUUUUUAAAUUUUUUAAAUCUUUGGUCUACAUAAGUUUAUGGCUAACCAAUACUGGAGUCACAAUACAGAAGCAUAAUGCUGCUGACUUUUCAUUGCACAAUAUUUGUUGCUUUUUAUUGCCUAGA
This is a messenger RNA of Boleophthalmus pectinirostris (great blue-spotted mudskipper), 2467 nucleotides long. It is a transcript of the gene slc5a8l, whose product is annotated as solute carrier family 5 member 8, like. Gene Ontology annotation, biological process: sodium ion transport; propanoate transmembrane transport. The record is from RefSeq and is a predicted model, not a curated record. Gene Ontology annotation, cellular component: membrane. Gene Ontology annotation, molecular function: organic acid:sodium symporter activity. Lineage: Eukaryota; Metazoa; Chordata; Actinopteri; Gobiiformes; Gobiidae. The transcript has 15 exons. Bases 307 to 2115 code for a protein of 602 amino acids.